Messenger RNA from Dreissena polymorpha, 8814 nucleotides. RefSeq lists its product as uncharacterized. Gene Ontology annotation, biological process: protein dephosphorylation. Bases 216 to 5195 code for a protein of 1659 amino acids. The transcript is spliced from 37 exons. The record is from RefSeq and is a predicted model, not a curated record. Gene Ontology annotation, molecular function: protein tyrosine phosphatase activity. NCBI's taxonomy places the organism in Eukaryota, Metazoa, Mollusca, Bivalvia, Myida, Dreissenidae.
UUAAACUUCCUACUAGAUAGAUAACUAAACCUAUUCGUGAAAUUUUCAUAUUUAUAGUGCCUACAUAUUAUUUUGAACAAACGUUAACUUUAACCAACGUGAAUGGAUUUUCAAUGUAAAGUUGAAUGCUUAAAUUGAAUUGAUGUGUUAUUGCGUGUGGCUGAUGGUGAUGUACUUAUUGUGAUAACCAAUGACACAUCAAAAUAAUAAGAAAUAUGCUCUCUAUCAUUGCUUUUAUUGGAUUUAUGUUACUGGAAUGUCAAAGCGAAGGUCAGACAAUGAUUCCCUUGACGACCGCGAUUAAAUCGUCAAAUAAUCUACCUUUAACACCGGAGUCUCAAUGGAGUCUAGAACAUGUCGCAGACAGUAAAAUCGGAGCUGGUGACACGUGCAACUGUUGCACUGCAAUUCAAAGGCCUGCUGUGUUGCAGUUAUACCUGCUAAAACCGUACAUUAUAUCGCAAAUUGUUCUUCUGGGUCGGAGCGAUACAAGGCCUGGCCAGUUUACAAACAUGACUGUGUCUGUUGGGUUGCAAAAUGCGUCGCUGAGCGCAUAUUCUAUCUUUUUCUAUAAUGGAUCAUACGCAGGAGUUACAUUUGAUCCCCCGAUUGCGGUUCAAAUAUUCAAAAUUGAAGGACAUGGCAACACCAGUUACAUGACAAUUUGUGAGAUUCAAGCGUUUCAGCAUACAGAUAAUCUGCUUAUCGGACUACCAACUCAGUCUUCUUCAUAUAACGAGAACAACGUACAAUGCAUUUCUUCGAACGCGUUUAGUAAGGAGACCGAUGAUACACUCGGAGACGUGUGCAAAAUAUGCAGCAUUUCAUACGGUAAUCCCCCUUGGUGGGAGGUAGAUCUUGGUGCAAUUUAUCCAAUACAGGCGAUACGAGUUGUUGGACGUAAAGGUAAUAACGAUCCAACACAGUAUUUGGAAGCAACUGUAAGCAACAUUUCGAUGACUAGCGCUUCAACAGGUCGACCUUUAAAUGUUGCUUCGGACGAAAAGGGACUAUUUUUGACAUUUAAUCCUCCUCCAUCCGUUCGCUUCUUGAAAAUCAGUUCGGAGCAUACUCUAUAUUUGUCUCUUUGCUUAAUAGAGAUUUAUCAAGAAUGCGAAACCGGUAAAUAUGGACUGAAUUGUUCAGACCUAUGUAGUAUAAAUUGUAAUACUCCGAUGGCGUGUGACAAGUUAAAUGGAACAUGUUUUGGAGGCUGCCGUCCGGGAUUCGACUUCAACAAAUCUGCGACCUGUAACGUAGAAUGUGACAAUGGCACGUAUGGAACCAACUGCUCGAAGGAAUGCAGUCAACAUUGUUCACCUCAAUUAUCAUGUGACAAGUCUAACGGAGCAUGUUUCGGACAUUGCCGUCCAGGGUUUAACUUCACUAGGGAUGUGACCUGCAACAUUGAAUGUGACAAUGGAACCUUCGGCGACAAUUGUGGUGAGAUUUGCAGUGCCAACUGCAAAAAUCCUACACUAUGUAACAAAACAGACGGAACCUGCAUUGGUGGAUGUCGUUCCGGAUAUGACUUUAAGAAAAAUGCAACGUGCCAUCAAGAAUGCGAAACCGGUAAAUAUGGACUGAAUUGUUUAGACCUAUGUAGUAUAAAUUGUAAUACUCCGAUGGCGUGUGACAAGUUAAAUGGAACAUGUUUUGGAGGCUGCCGUCCGGGAUUCGACUUCAACAAAUCUGCGACCUGUAACGUAGAAUGUGACAAUGGCACGUAUGGAACCAACUGCUCGAAGGAAUGCAGUCAACAUUGUUCACCUCAAUUAUCAUGUGACAAGUCUAACGGAGCAUGUUUCGGACAUUGCCGUCCAGGGUUUAACUUCACUAGGGAUGUGACCUGCAACAUCGAAUGUGAAAAUGGAACGUUUGGCGACAACUGUGUCGAGAUUUGCAGUACCAACUGCCAAAACCCUAAACUAUGUAACAAAACAGACGGAACAUGCAUUAUAGGAUGUCGUGCCGGAUAUGACUUUAAAAAAAAUGCUACGUGCCAUCAAGAAUGUGACGACGGCCAAUACGGUUUUAAUUGUACAAACUUGUGCCCAAACUGUUUUGGAACGUGCAACAAAACAGACGGAGCCUGUUUAGGAGGAUGUAUUCCUGGCUAUGACUUCAAAAGGAACAAGACUUGUACUGAAGCAUGCACAACUGGUUACUAUGGAUCACUGUGUAAUUCAACCUGCCACUGCCAGGACGUAAAAACAUGUGAUCCUAUAUCUGGUAUAUGUUCUAACGGCAUGUGCGCCCCUGGGUGGAAAUUAGACAACUGCAGUACAGAAUGUGAGAAAGGUCAUUAUGGACUGAACUGUUCACAGACCUGCGACAACCACUGCUCUGAUCCCUUAUCUUGUGACAAGGCCGAUGGAACAUGCUUUGAGGGGUGUAUUUCUGGAUAUGACUUUCAAACAAAUUCAACGUGUAAUGUUGAAUGCGCCGUUGGAAAGUUUGGAUUAAACUGUAAUCAAACAUGUAGCGAACAUUGCUCUGAACAUAAUUCCUGUAAUAAAACGGAUGGAUAUUGUAUUGGAGGAUGCACGCCUGGCUAUGACUUUCUAAAAAAUGCUUCUUGUAACAGAGAAUGCGCAAAUGGAAACUUUGGGUUGAAUUGUUCAAACGUCUGUAGUAAAAAUUGCGAAGACUCGAGCUUUUGUAAUAAAUCCAACGGAUAUUGCUUUGGAGGAUGCCGUGCUGGAUAUGAUUUUGAAAGUGAUCCCACUUGCAACAAAGAAUGUGACGAUGGCAAGUUUGGAAUAAACUGUAGCUAUCCAUGCAGCUAUCACUGCUUAGAAUCGCGGCCAUGCAACAAAACGGAUGGAGUAUGUAUUGGAGGAUGUUCCCCUGGGUACAAUUUCAAACCUGAUCAGCAAUGUAAUUUAGAAUGCGAAAACGGAAAAUACGGUAAAAAUUGUGCCACGGACUGUAAUUGCAACUAUUGUCACCACGUCAAUGGGUCUUGCACCGUGUUCGCAAACAGUUGUUUCACCGGAUUCACCUUGGGACUUGCCGACAUUUGCACUUCGUGCAAUCCUGGGCUUUAUGGCGAUAACUGUUCAAUGGAGUGUCACUGUGAUAGAUGUGAUAAUGUAAAUGGUUCAUGCGCCUUGUUGUCUUUCGUUUGUCAUGACGGGUUUCAUUUUGAACAAGGACUUUGCAAAGCUGACGACGUUGACAGUUCAUCAUCUGCCGCAGUAGGUGGUGGAGUUGGAGCUGCAGUUGGCGUCAUUGUAGCUAUCGCUGUGGUCGUCAUCGUCUUAAGAAGGCGUCAUAUGUUGAAACGAAACACAGAGCAACAUGAUACUGCCGAAAUGACUGAUAUUUCUAAAACCUUGCGUACUUCAACCGGGCACGAUAACUUUGCUUAUUCAGAUGCUGCUGGCCACAAAAUAUAUGAAAAUCCCGACAUCGACGACUAUUACAGUUUUAAAUCCGUUGUACCAGGAAUCAAAGUUCAUUUAUUGUGGGACUAUAUCCGAGAGAAAACAAAACAUGGAUCCUCGUAUUUUGCGGAUGAAUUUUCAAAGUUAUCAAAGGGAUUGAUUUACAAACACGAUGUUGCUUCUUUGCCGGAAAACAGAGGAAAAAAUCGAUACCGGGAAAUGUUUGCAUAUGAUCAUUCCCGAGUUCCAUUGACUAAGGACAAAUCAACCGACUCCGAAUAUAUCAACGCAUGCUUCAUUCACGGCUUCGAAAAGGUGAAAAAAUUCAUUGCAUCCCAAGGACCGACGGAAAAAAUGAUAGAUGAUUUCUGGCGGAUGAUAUGGCAACAACGCGUGGAGAAGAUCGCCAUGCUAACAAACCUAAUCGAACUUGGAACGUUAAAAUGCCUUCAAUACUGGCCAGAAGAACUCAACGGUGUUAGCACUUUCGGCGAUGUGAGUGUCAAGUAUAUUGGGGUUAAGGAAACAUACGACUACAUCAUCAGAACGUUUAACAUCAACAAGGGCAAAGAGACACGGCUGGUGAAACAGUUUCAUUUAAAGACAUGGCCAGAUAAAGACGUACCAGACACUACCUGGUGUCUUCUCGAUUUCUGGAGAGCAGUUGACACUAACGUUUCUUCCAAUACCUCGCCUAUUGUUGUGCAUUGCAGUGCUGGAGUUGGUCGGACAGGAACAUUUAUUGCCCUUGAUAACUUAAUAAUACAAGGAAGAAUGGAAUGCUCUGUCAGGCCUUUUCCUAUGGUCGAAGCAUUGAGACAACAGCGGGUCAGCAUGGUUCAAACCAAGGAACAGUAUGUGUAUCUGCACGAAGCCUUGGCCGAGGCUCUUCUUAUAGGAACACACCACACGCUAACGAGACAGUUUGAGGAUAUCUACCAGUAUAUUAUCGGCACGGAAAAGGGUUCUAAUAGUUCGCGUAUGGACGAACAAUUUGAUUUGAUAAUGAGAAGUGUAGAGGACAGCGCUAUAGAAGUGUAUCCAACUGCAUCAUCCGAGCCAAUGUACGGCAAUGUGGAAACUGCUAUGUUAGAAAUAGACGCGUACCGUCCCCAAUUGAUGAAGCGGGGAUCAAAGUUCAUCCAACAGCUAGGAACUAUGUUACUCCCGACAAUCGGAAAUACGAAUGCCCUGCUCGUGUGCAUGUCGCCCACCGACCAACACCUGGAAGAGUUCUGGUCCUUAGUCGAGGAACAGCAUGUUACUACGGUGAUCAGUCUUGCUGCGCACGGAAGCGAGCCAUAUGAGACCUGUCAGUAUUUGGGUGCUCGAGGAAGCGGCCGGGUCGGACAGUUUUCUGUCAAUUACAUUCAUGAAAAGAAAAACAAAGGCAGUGUGGAAAGAACUUUCUCAUUCAGAGAUGAGAAUCAUGAGGAUGAAGACUACAUGACCACAAUAAAGCAGUUCCAGUUAACCUCCUGGUUGGAGGGACAUGACACACCUUCAGAUAUGCAGUCAUUCCUUGAUCUGCUUGAGGAGGUACUGAAGUGGCAACCCCACCUCUCCGACAAAAGACCAAUUAUGAUCCAUUGCCAAACUGGUUUUAUGCGCUGCGGACCAACCGCGUUGGUCCUGAACGAGAUACAGCGAAUCAAAAAAGAAAAUGGCCAAAUAAACAUUGUGGAAUCUGUCAAAACAAUGAAAACCAGGUGUCGGGAUUUGAUCCAAAACAAGACACAGUACAGAUUUUGUUACGAAGCCAUAUUGACCUAUAUAAAGAACUAUGGGACCUACCAAAACCUCUAAACCAGUCAAUACAGACCUUGUACAAUCUUAAAAAACGCACGCAAUGGCGGUCGUCAUGGUCCAGGAAAAGGAUUUGGGAUUGUGCGAUGUUAAUGGAUAUAUUAUAUGGUAUCGUAUUGUAAGUUACAUACAUUCAACUGAUUAGUAUUGCACGAAUUAUUUUAUAGUUAUCACGUUUUGUGCACAUAUAUGUUAAUCGGAAUGAAUAUUAUUUAUUUUUUUUAAUUGUUUUUAUGUAACUAUCGUUUUGUCUAAUCACAUUUAAAAUUUAAGUUUUAAGCUGAUAAACAAUUAAAACAAAAAUAUUGGCAUUUUUACUAAUGCAUAGCAGAUUACAUAUUUCCCUUAAUCAACUGUUCAGUUUUGGGUGUAUAAUACGCAGGGUUUUUUGAAAUUAAGGUUGUUUACUUGUUUUGUUUUGUUUUUAUACUGUAAAAAUAGUUUGUACAAGGUUUGUAUUCAAUGUUUAUGUACGUUUUAACAAGAACGGCUACCGUCUGCACUAUUGAAAUCUCACAACAUAAAAAGAAGACGAUACUUCGAGGAAAAAAGAACUGAAAGUGCGAUCGCAUCUUUAGUAAAUUCUGUUCUUACUUACAAGUUACUCCUGCAUCAUUUACAAUUGAUCUAUUGGUAACAAUACAUGUGUCUUAAGAUUUCGUUUUUGUUUAAAUUAAAGUUUUAUUUCAACUAAGACGGUGUGCUUCCAUACAAGUUUUAUUAUAGAUUUAAAGCUUUGUUAUUGGAAGACUAAUGGUCAUAACUUAUAUCCAAAGCUUUUUAUAUCUAUGCAAAUAUAUGUUUUAUCAAUCACAUACCAUUUCUAUGCAUUACACGCAUUAAAUUGGUAUCAGAAUUUGUUUUAUAUGUACAGAGUAAAUAAUGUGCAGGAACUAGUGUUUUUUAAAAGGAUGAUAUUUGUGUUAAUAUAUAUGUUUUACUUUCAAAUGUAUCGUUAAAUAUUACACAAAACAGGUUUAAAUAUUUACAUAUUCAUACGCCAUACUAGUAAUACUUAAGAUUUGUUUUUAUAUUUUUUCGGUUUAAGCAAACAUCAUAAAUUAGUGACAAUUGGACUAUGUUGUAGUGUUUUGUAUUAUUCUUAUUUUUAAAUGCGUAAACAAACUUAUUGUUUUGAACUGCGUUUAAAAUAUUUAUUGAAAUGAAUAUGCGUUAAUACUUUAUUGUAAUUAAACCAGCAUCUUCAUUUAAAUCAAACGUAUCAUCAACUCUCGAAAAACGAAUUAAAAAUCUUAAAAUGCUAUAAUACGUUUAACAAAUAACGUUCUUCCUACGGCAAGCGAAGUCCACUUUUAUUGUCUUAAACCACGGUUUAACAGUUAACUAUAUAGUUAAUAGACUUUGAACCCGGUUCAAAGUGCCUUUUGCACAUUAAUUCCUUAAACCCGGGUUCAAGACUUUGAACCGCGGUUCAAAGUCUCUUAACUCUAUUGUUAAGAAACAACCAAUGAUAUCGUGACAUUAACCUUCUAAUUGUGGUUUAAGCUCCGCUGAUUGGUUGUCUCUGCAUUAUGAAGAUAAGAGAUUUGUAUCUAUUUUUAGACACACUUUGAACCGCGGUUCAAACUCUUAUACCCGGGUUUAAGAAAUAAAUGUGCAAACGGAACUUUGAACUCGGGUUCAAAGUCUCUUAACCCUAUAGUUAACUGUUAAAUAAUUAAUGUACAUUCCGCGCGUCUUAACCCUUGUUUAAGACUUUGAACCACAGUUAAAGACUUUGAACCACAGUAUAAGACUUUGAACCGCAGUUUAAGACCUUGAACCGCAAUUCAAAGUCUCUUAACCCUAUAGUUAAGAACUCGGGUUUAAGGAAUUCAUGUGAAAACGGCAAUUUGAACUCGAGUUCCAUGUGUCUUAACUAUAUAAUUAACUGUUAAAUAAUUAAUGUGCAUACUUGAUGUGCGCCUCUUAACCGCAGUAUAAGACUUUGAACCGCAGUUCAAAGUCUUUUUACCCUAUAGUUAAGAGAUGACCAAUGAAGUCGCGACUUUAAUCUUCUAAUUGUGGUUUAAGCUCCGCUGAUUGGUUGUCUCAGAUAACAGAUUUUUAUCUAUUUUUAGACACACUUUGAACCGCCGUUCAAAGUCUUGAACCCGGGUUUAAGGAAUUAAUGUGCAAACGGAACUUUGAACCCGAGUUGAAAGUCUCUUAACUAUAUAGUUUACUGUUAAACCGCGGUUAAAGGAAUUAAUGUGCACUUGGCUUGCCAUAUCUUCCCAUUGGAUACAUUGUGUUGCUAUGUUUGCAAAUUUUCUUUGCAUUUUAUGAUAUAGCUCUCAUUCUAAAUUGAUAACACCAAUUAUGAAAAUCACGUUAAAUUGUAGUCUAAGCCAAACUAUGCAUUAGUAAAUAAGUUGACAUUUCAAUUAAUCGAUGCCUAUUUAUCAAUUUACCGAAAUUGUAAAAUUCCAUGACGUGAUCUGGUUGGUCGAUUUCUUAUACACGUAACCUGUCUAAAUAUGUGUAUAUUUUCUAAAGAGCUAGUUAAUGUCAUCAAUACGUAGAGCAGCUAAUUAAAUUACAUUUUGUUUGAAUAUUCCGUGAAUUCUGACAUUUAUAUUGGAUUUGACUUUAAACAUUUGUCUUUAAUAGGGAAACAAAUCUUGCUGAUUUAAAUUAAUAUGUUCUUGACAAGAAAGAACCUAUUAAAUCAUAUGAUUACUAAUGUGAUUGAUAUUUCGUUUAUUAUUUCAAUAUAUUAUAGAAUAUUUCACAUUAAUACUACUAUAACCAAAAGGGGUAAAACGUAAGAUAGAUGUAAUGUGUAUAUGAUAGCAUUAUACUUUUCAACAUUCAUACUUUCUUUUUUAUUGUUGGUGACGGGAAAUAACUUUCGUGCAUGUGUGCUGUAUUAGUUUUUGCUAUAGAUACGAAUAAAACAUACGUACUCGAUAAUAAGUAUGUUUUAUGGUUUAUUGAUUCAUCGGUAUUAAAACAAAAAUGGCAUAAUAAUACAAGCUAACGAGUAGCUGCGUCUUCAACUUAUAACAUAGUGACUCUUGGACGCCAGAAUGUAAUUCCAAUGCAGAAUAUAUAAUAAGUUCAAAUAUAUUAUCAUAUGUUCAUAUAAUGCUUUAAAAAAUAUUGUGUAUUCAUUUGUAAAAAAUAUUUAUUUAAGACGCUUCUUACUGUGUGUGCUUCAUAAAUCAAUGUAUCUCAUCACCAAAAGUUGUAUAUGUGAUAUAUAUUGGGACAUUUGAUUCUAUGUUUAGCGUCCACAUGACUUUUCGAAAUUAAAAAUCAGUCAGAAAUAAACAAACGACCAGUCUAUAAACAAAAUGGUAAAAAAUAUGUCCCUGACCUCUUUUCACUUGUAUGGAAAGUAUUCUUAAAAUAUAAGGGUAGUUUAGAGGAACAUGAGCAAUAUUAAGACUAUGGACCUUAAAAAAUAUUUUAUGUGUGGUAUUAUGUUAAAUAAAAAUCACAGUAUCAAUCUUACAAAAUACACUUCUGUUAAUAUGCACGACAUAUCAGCUUAAGUUCAGUUUUUUUAUUAUUUACCAUUACUCAUGUAUUUUCAAAGUAUUGUAUUUAUCCUUAUUAAAUGGUACCGCCUAAAGACAUAUGUUAAACACUGGUAUUAAAAUCUAACAAGAUA